Messenger RNA from Puccinia triticina, 2703 nucleotides. RefSeq lists its product as uncharacterized. Lineage: Eukaryota; Fungi; Basidiomycota; Pucciniomycetes; Pucciniales; Pucciniaceae. Bases 1 to 2703 code for a protein of 900 amino acids. The record is from RefSeq and is a predicted model, not a curated record. The transcript is spliced from 5 exons.
AUGGUCGAUUAUUCCUUCUUCGUCCAUGGAAGAGCCCCCCAACCACCUCAGCACGUCGAUUUAAAAGCUCGCUUGCUCCAGUCUUUCGAAGCCAUCACCGCUCCUGGAUCGUUUGCGGCAUGGGAGGCGCUUCCGACAACCCCACCUGCCGGCCUAUUUGUUGAUGGAGUCGGGCAGAUCACCAUGCCUCUCGGCGAAGGGCAGAUUCGGAACCUUAUCAAGAAAGCACACCAGGCUCCAUACGGCCGCAGAAGCGAGACACUCGUUGACUUAUCCGUCCGUAACACAUGGGAAAUCAACGGUGAUCAGCUGUUCUUCCUCGACCCCACAUGGCAAGGUUAUCUGCUCGACUUGAGUAAGGUCGUCGCAAGCAAACUAGGCAUCAACGGGCCAAUUCGAGUUUUAGUUAUAACGGGAAUGCAUAGCACUGAAAAGACUCCGGGCAUGUUUGGGACGAUGAUAAUCUGUUUGCCAUCAGCGCAUACCGGCGGUGAAGUCGUCGCGAGACAUAACGGCGAAGUGAUGGUUUUGAGCACAUCAGACGCACCUCAGUCAUUCGCGUGCUGGUAUUCGGAUGUGUCCCAUGAGGUUUUGCCAGUUCAGUCCGGCUAUCGGUGCGUCUUGACUUACAACCUCGCCACCUGGCCCGAUCAAACCCGCCCAGCAGCUGGUGCACUUGGCUUGCAAAAGGAACCACUCAAAAACGCACUCCAACGCUGGCUGCGAGACUUGUCUAACAACAACGCGCCAAGUCACCUCUAUCAUACUCUCGAUCACGAAUACACCGAAGCUUCCGUGUCUCUCAACGCGCUCAAGGCCAAGGACUCGGCGCGCGUACACGCCUUACAACAAUUGACACGCGAACUUCCCUUCGAAAUCUUCCUGGUGUUAUUGGAGAAAGAACUAAAUGGAGGUGUUGAGUUCACCGGGCCCGAACAUCGCCGCGGCUACCGCGGCUGGGGAUGCGUCGAAGAAGAUUACUACUCCGACUCUAAUGACACGGACGAGGAGGAUGAGCGAGAGGAGACCGGCCAUCACAAAAUGACCGAUAUAUUCGAUACUGAAUACACUGUGCUGUCACUUUGUACGCUCGAUGGCGCCACCCUCGCCAGCGAGUUCCCCUUUGAUACCGGCUGCUGUCUAGUCGCCGAUCCUUUCGAGUCAGCGAAGAUUGACCAGGAGGAAUACGAACCUUACAUGGGAAAUUCGGGUCCCUCUGCCACCCAUUGGUAUCGCCGCUCAGCGUUGCUUAUUGUUCCACGUGCAAAACUAGGAGAGUUUCUAGCCCAAAGCACAUCGUCCAAAUCCAGAAACAACUUGGACGCAGCCUUAGACUACAUCCAAAAAGUUCUUUCCCACCCUUCAGAUCGCAACGCACUGCUUGAUGCAAUGUCCGCACUCUACGAAUCGGCGCCCGACGGUGCCAUCUGUCGAGGUACACCAACCGAUAUCCUGAAGACUGCCCUUCAAUGCAAUCACCUCAAACUAUUUCGGGCGGUCGGAUCCCGCCACAAUGGCGCCCUGCCAAUUGAUUUUUUUGACUGGGUCCAGGAAUGGUUCGCCACACUUCCAGAAUCAGAGCGCAUUGAGAAGUACCAGGGAUGGUUACCAUCAGUUAUUGAGGGCUACCCAUCGGUGGCGGAUCGGAUCGACAUUAUUGCGAAGCUUUCAAUAAAUUCAGCGGGCGACGCCGCAACACUCGCAAGCUCUAGCUGGGCGCAAGACCAGAUACAUCGCUGCAUCCAAACCUUCCUCAAGACCACCCAGAGACCCGAGAGAAGCGAUGUAGACUUGGUUAUGUCUGCCCUCUUUCAUGUCAAUGAAGCAUCCGCACCUGUGCUUCUUACCUCCAUAUUCGAGCACUUUACACAUGCCCAUUCUAUCGCAUUCCUACUCGGAUUGCUUUCUCGGCUCAAAACUCAAGGGAUAGGGACAUAUCGCCCAAACCCGAACACCGUGGAACUCUACCGAAACCUUAGCUUGCAUGUUUUCAACCGCCAGAGGAAGCUCUCCGAGAUCAUUACCCCGAACGGAUCUACUUGGUCACAUUGCACCGGCCUCUUGAUCACUCCGCAGGAUCUGGUGCAGUUCGCCUGCGAUCUCUUUGAGAUGGGAACCGAUGGAGCGAGUUCAUUUAUUCAAGCAAUCAUUGCGCAAUGUAAAACUUACUCCACGGAACACAUGCGCGACUUUUGGAUGCCCUUUCUCUAUCAACUCAUCCCCGCUCUAGUCUCUCGCUCCGUCUCGCUCAACGCACCGGUUUAUCAGCAGCUGACACGUCACUUUAUCAAACACUUGGAUGAUAAAACUGUCGGAGCAAUCCCUUGCGGACCAGGAAGUGUAUUGGCCCAAAACCCUCAAGUGCAUUGUGGAUGUCCAGACUGUGGCGAGCUCAACAAAUUCCUGCGAACGAAUUCCCAACGUGUGGGUCGUUUCCGGAAAGUCCAAGCAAAACGAACCCACUUGGAGAAACAAAUCACUCGCGAGCGGAUUGCCUGUACUUGCGAAACCGAACGUGGUGGCAGUCCUUUAACGUUAAUCGUCGUGAAAUGUUAUGUCGUACAAGAGCAGAUCAACGCAUGGCAGAAACGUCAAAAGCAACUGUACAGUGCCUUGGCCAAGAACAUCCACAAAACCUACCUCCAAUGCCUGCUCAGCGACGAAGAAGCUACCCGCAUUCAAUCAUUAGCAGGGCUAGGAUGA